UUAACUGCGCUCGCACGCAACACGCUAGGAGGCAAGUGUCACAAUGAUCAGCCUUAUAUGGGGUGGAUCUUAAAUCUGCGAGAUGGCAUUAAUCAUAACUGCAAGAUGAAGACUUGAACACACGGCAUUGCACAUCCUUCCCUCGAUAUCUUGAACACGUUACGCUGCACGAUACUACACCAGCGCACGGCCAGACUGCCUGCAGCUGCCCGGCUGGUAGGCGGAGGCUGGAAGGGGAAACACAUCUAUUUUCUAUUAAUAAUAAUAAGCAACAAAAUGAAGCGGAGGAAAAUGGUGGUCGCGGCGGGCUUCUGUCUCUCAUUUUUCAUGGGCACGCUGAUGAAUUUCUUGUUUAUUCCUGGAUUCGAGCACCACGGCGAGCGCGCGCAUCGCUACUACCACGAAAAACAGCAGCCCGGAGGGGACGCGGCCGUCAGGCUUCACGCCGAUGAUUCGCCAGACGUUGAAACCAAGCUUGAACCCACGGCCGCCGCCGGGAGACUCCCGGAGCUCCGAUUGCAGAUACGCGAGAGAUUAGACGAGGUGCUGCGCUAUCGCCAGAGACGCGCGCACUGGGUCGGCACCGGAGACGCCGCUCGACCGCUGGAGCGCAGGCGACUCAUGGACCUGGAGCAAGACAGCGACUGGGAGUCAUACAAAGAAAUUGGAGGAAACGAUACUUAUGAAAACCAAGGCGAUCAUCCUGUUGUUUCUAUAGCAACAAAGUUGCAUCAGGAGUCCCCGCGUGAAGCGAUGCUCGGCUGCGGCAGUAUUGAUAAUGUGACAAAUGUUCAUUAUCUGGGAUCCGGGUACACGAAAGCCGUGUAUAAAGCGGCUUUGAAUAGCAGCUUCUCCGUCGCGUUAAAAUCAGUCGAUUUCGGAGGCCACGAUAUGGAGAAUUGCGUGAAGAAGUACGCGUCGUCGAAAGACUGUUACAAACUCGCUUCCUUCAAAAUCGUCAAAGAAAUGACUUUGAUGGAGAGGCUGCAGCACCCGAAUAUUCUCAAGCUGUAUGGCUACUGCUACCAGGACAGCAACGAUAUAAAGGACACGGUGACGGCCAUCACAGAGCUCGGCAGCCCUCUGGAGAUGAUUCAGUUACUGCAGACGCCCUGGGAGGAAAGAUUCAGAAUCUGUUUAAGUCUAAUGAGGCUGCUCCAUUAUUUAUCUCACUCCCCGCUCGGGUCCGUCACGCUGCUGGACUUCAGGCCGCGACAGUUCGUGCUGGUGGAGGGAGUGUUGAAAGUGACCGACCUGGAUGACGCCAGCGUUGAGGAGACGCCUUGCUCACCAUCGUCUCCCUCCGAUUGUCUCAUGGAGUUCCCUGCGCGCAACUUCACUCUUUCCUGCCACAAGGGGCGCUGUCAGGAAAUGAAUGAAAAGAGAAACCUCUACAAUGCUUACAGAUUUUUCUUCACAUACUUAUUACCUCACAGUGCACCCACAGCUCUGCGGCCAUUUUUGGACAAAAUCGUAAACUCUACAGGAGAGCUGAUUUGGGGCACAGACGAGACUCUGGUUCAUCUCGAAAAAGUGUUGGAUAUGUACAAGAAUGGAUAUUACCUCAAAAAUAACUCACAAACACACAAAACAGAGUACAAACGCAUUUCAAACACCUCAAUAGCAUCUGAGAACUACCGCUGCUGGCCGUCCUAUCAGCACGAUGGAUGCAUGCUGUCGGUCUUUAGUGCCGAAGAAGCUAUUGACGUGUGUGAGAGCCACGCCCAAUGCCGGGCCUUUGUGAUGACCAAUCAGAGCACUUGGACAGGUCAUCAGCUAGUAGUCUUUAAAACCAGUGCGGUCAGCGUGACAGAAGCUCCAGGUAAACUCACCUACGUACGACUGGGAACGGCUGGGAGCUGAAACGUGAGAGAAAGGAGGAGCAGACAUCAUCUGAAGACACUCUCGCUUACAUCUGAAGAGAAAGCAUCUCUCAGGGAGUUUGGUUUUCUCUGAGAUUUACUCAGGCAAAGAUCACAGCCAACCAAAGUGCAAUACUGCCUCUGAACCUGGGAUUGGACGUCCGGCUCUUUUCCCGAGAGUUUGUGAAUGUGUUCGUAUUUGGCAGAGAUGCAGAGAGUGGUAUUUUGUGCUUGUUGUGGCAGGACACAAGAUAACAUUAGGAUUUCAGAGUGCAUGUGUGUGUAUUUAAUGAGAUCUCCUGUCAAUAUCUCUCUCACUUCUUUCUCUCAAUCUUUCAUUCAUGUGUUGUUGCUGUUCGUGCCCACACAGAAUCAUCCUUUAUUUUUUCUGUUAUUCAGCACUUUUAUUUUUUUUAUGUGAAACAGGGUCUAUUUGUUAAGCUUUUAAAAGCUUUUUGUUUGAUUUUUUAAAUCUUUUUUUAUAUAACUGCUUAAGUUCUUUCAUCAAUUGAUGCGUCCACAAGUAAUUUAUUAGUUUAAUGAAUGUAAACACUUCCUUUUCAAAUUGUGAAAUUUUUGGCUUGUAUUUUGCUAUUACAAUCAAAGAAACAGUAUUGUUUAAUCUAUUUUUAUCAUCCAACCUUGUUUUAUUUGUAAUGUUCAAUGUUGAGACAUCUGACAGGGUUUAUUGUGGUACUUCAGUUGUAGAUGAUGGUUAGUCGAUCAGUCUCCUUGCAGUGUGAUAGUGAAAGUUUCCCAAGGAAAUGUAAAAUCUAUUACGUGACAGGUGAAGAAGAUUCUGCUUUCAAAGAAAGCACUGAGAUAAAAUGUACAUGUUUUCUUAUGAGUCUUAUGCUUGUGCUGUAUAUAUAAUGACAUUGUUGCCGAUGAGAGUAAUAUUUUUAUAUGGAAAUAUAAAGUCAUGUGACUUAAAACUA
Messenger RNA from Paramisgurnus dabryanus, 2800 nucleotides. It is a transcript of the gene pkdcca, whose product is annotated as protein kinase domain containing, cytoplasmic a. Gene Ontology annotation, cellular component: extracellular region. Gene Ontology annotation, molecular function: non-membrane spanning protein tyrosine kinase activity; ATP binding. Gene Ontology annotation, biological process: peptidyl-tyrosine phosphorylation; skeletal system development. Lineage: Eukaryota; Metazoa; Chordata; Actinopteri; Cypriniformes; Cobitidae. The record is from RefSeq and is a predicted model, not a curated record.